UAGUGUAACUAUUAAAUGUUAACUACAAACGAAGAAAGUCCAGUAGAUUUAGUCACAAGUAAGGAUGAACUUGUUUCCCAGGCACCAACUCCUAUUGUAUUUCAGUGUAAAAAUUGCCGUGUAAUAAUUGGUGAUUCUUUUCAAUGGGUUUCUAAUAACGAGACACUAAAUUUAAUUACACUGCAGGCAUUAUCUCGGGUUGUAGAAGUUUCUAAUAUUAUGGAAACUUCUCGAGAUGGUGAGGAUAUUGGAAGUACUUUUUUCGUGCUAAACUGUGGAAAGUGUCGAUCGUUUUUAGGAAGAAAAUAUAUAACAUCGUCUCGAGAGUUAGAUUCUCUUCGUGAUUUGUAUAGUUUAGAUGUUUCUGCUAUUGACAGUUACCAGCUUGGGACAUUUCUAAUCGAAGAUGGGCAACAGACGAACUUUAAAGCUACGCCUUCUGUUUGUAGCCUCCACACGCAACAAUUGAAGAUGGAGCGAGUCCUUCUUACUUUAAACGAACGCAUAUCCAAUCUUAAAGAAAAACUAGAAAAACUGAAAUCAACGGUGGAAUUACGUCGAAGCAAAAGAAUUAGUUUAAAUUAAAAAUUAUGCGAAUG
Molecule: messenger RNA, 599 nt
Organism: Zophobas morio
Lineage: Eukaryota; Metazoa; Arthropoda; Insecta; Coleoptera; Tenebrionidae
Product: protein Mis18-alpha-like
Exons: 7
Coding region: 16-585 (189 amino acids)
Biological process (GO): CENP-A containing chromatin assembly; chromosome segregation
Cellular component (GO): nucleus; chromosome, centromeric region; chromatin
Source: RefSeq, a predicted model, not a curated record